GGGAUACAUAGACCUAAUGGCAUCUGGCGAUAUACAUUGAAACUCAAAGUCAGGCACGGAAAGCAUUUUGUAGAUGUCAUGUUUUGGGAUGAUGCAGCACGCCAACUGCUUGGAAAGGUUGCUGGGGAUUUUAGUGAACAUUUAGAUACGGAUAAUCGUAGAACAAAAAGCUGUCCUGAGGCAAUAAAUGAAUUGGUUGGACAAGAGUAUCUUUUCAAAAUUAACCGUGCAGAUUCGGUUCCUGGCAGCGCUGGAAGAAUAUACGUCAUAAGUAUGGUUUCACAAAACAAGGAAAAAAUAUAUGAGAUAAAAAAUGCAACAACUGAAGAAUUAAUUGGCGAGAUAAUAUAUAUAGCUAUUCAUACAUGAAUGAAUAUAUUACUUUCCUAUUUUUCCAAUUUCCAUUCAAAAUAAUCACUUAAGAUGAACAGGCUUACAAUUCUGAUGAAGAUGUCGAAUUGCUAUUUGAACUGGACCGACUACUGUAGAUUCAAAUGUGAUUACUUCUUACAACGAGAAGGAUGCACUAAAUACUCCAAAUUCAGUUUUACAACGUAGAAAAUUUGGAGAAGGAACAUAAACUCCUAAUGACGAUGGCUCAACACAAGGAUCGUCUAAUAAGAAACUGAAGUCAGUGAAAAUUGAAAAGCCAUGACAAAUUUUCAGUUAUUCGUUUGACAAGAAUUCUUUGUUUGGUUUUUAUUCUUG
Messenger RNA from Cuscuta epithymum, 708 nucleotides. The record is from the annotation of a GenBank genome assembly. NCBI's taxonomy places the organism in Eukaryota, Viridiplantae, Streptophyta, Magnoliopsida, Solanales, Convolvulaceae.